AUGCCUCGCUCCAAACGUGCCAGAGUCGUCCACGAGUCCAAGACCACCAAAAAAUCUCAUAAGGAACACACCCGGCGGUUGUAUGCAAAUAUCCGCGAAUGUGUUGAGAAAUAUGAUCACCUGUUCGUCUUCGGGGUCGAUAACAUGCGAAACACCUACUUGAAAGAUGUGCGCACCGAGUUUGCAGAUAGCCGUCUCUUCUUCGGUAAAACCAAAGUCAUGGCCGUCGCUCUAGGCCAGAACCCUGAAUCCGAAGCUGCCACGAAUCUGCACCGCCUCUCGUCCUAUCUGACCGGUGCCGUCGGUCUCCUCUUCACUUCGCGCGAUCCGCAAUCGGUGAUCGAGUACUUUGAAAACUUCCGUCCUCUUGACUUCGCUCGUGCAGGUACCGUUAGCACUCGCUCGUUCACCAUCCCCGCUGGCCUCGUGUAUUCUCGUGGAGGCGAUAUCCCCGCGUCGGAGGACGAGCCGGUCAGCCACACAAUCGAGCCCGAACUGCGCAAACUGGGUGUCCCCACCCGUCUGGUGAAAGGCAAGGUCAUGCUGGAGUUGACCGAGGGACAGGAAGGGUACCCCGUGUGUCGAGAGGGCGAGACUCUGGAUUCGCGACAGACGACGUUACUGAAGAUGUUUGGUGUGGUUAGCUCGGAGUUCCAUGUUGCUUUGAAGGCAUACUGGACUCGGGAAUCGAGUGAAGUGAAGAUCCUGGAGAAGCGUCAGGGAGAAAUGGAGGUAGAUGGUCAGUAA
This is a messenger RNA of Aspergillus tanneri, 747 nucleotides long. It is a transcript of the gene MRT4, whose product is annotated as ribosome assembly factor MRT4. Gene Ontology annotation, cellular component: nucleolus; preribosome, large subunit precursor. Bases 1 to 747 code for a protein of 248 amino acids. Gene Ontology annotation, biological process: ribosomal large subunit assembly; nuclear-transcribed mRNA catabolic process; rRNA processing. The record is from RefSeq and is a predicted model, not a curated record. Gene Ontology annotation, molecular function: RNA binding. The transcript is spliced from 2 exons. Lineage: Eukaryota; Fungi; Ascomycota; Eurotiomycetes; Eurotiales; Aspergillaceae.